CGGCCUGAGAGCGGGACCAUGGAUGAAAGGUUCAACAAGUGGCUGCUGACGCCGGUGCUCACUCUCCUCUUCGUGGUCAUCAUGUACCAGUACGUGUCCCCCUCCUGCACCAGCUCCUGCACCAACUUCGGGGAGCAGCCCCGCGCGGGGGAGGCCGGCCCGCCCGCAGUCCCGGGUCCCGCCCGCCGGGCUCAGGUGCCGCCCGAGGAGUGGGAGCGGCGGCCCCAGCUGCCCCCGCCGCCCCGGGGGCCCCCCGAGGGGCGUCGGGGGGCCGCGGCGCCAGAGGAGGAGGACGAGGAGCCCGGAGACCCCGGGGGGGAGGAGGAGGAGGAGGAGGAGGAAGACGAGCCGGACCCCGAGGCCCCGGAGAACGGCUCCCUGCCCCGGUUCGUACCGCGCUUCAACUUCACCCUGAAGGACCUGACCCGCUUUGUGGAUUUCAACAUCAAAGGGCGCGACGUGAUCGUGUUCCUCCACAUCCAGAAGACCGGGGGCACCACGUUCGGACGGCACCUGGUGAAGAACAUCCGGCUGGAGCAGCCUUGUAGCUGCAAAGCCGGCCAGAAGAAGUGCACCUGCCACCGGCCUGGCAAGAAGGAGACGUGGCUCUUCUCCCGCUUCUCCACCGGCUGGAGCUGCGGGCUGCACGCCGACUGGACGGAGCUCACUAACUGCGUGCCGGCCAUCAUGGAGAAGAAGGACUGUCCCCGCAACCACAGCCACACCAGGAAUUUCUAUUACAUCACAAUGUUACGGGAUCCAGUGUCACGUUACCUGAGCGAGUGGAAACACGUCCAGAGAGGGGCCACGUGGAAAACCUCUCUUCAUAUGUGUGAUGGAAGAAGCCCCACCCCAGAUGAGCUGCCUACCUGCUACCCUGGGGAUGACUGGUCUGGGGUCAGCUUGCGGGAGUUUAUGGAUUGCAGCUACAACCUGGCUAACAAUCGCCAGGUGCGCAUGCUGGCCGACCUCAGCCUGGUGGGCUGCUACAACUUGACUUUCAUGAACGAGAGUGAAAGAAACACCAUCCUACUGCAGAGUGCAAAGAACAACCUGAAGAACAUGGCCUUCUUUGGGCUCACUGAGUUCCAGAGGAAGACACAGUUUCUCUUUGAGAGAACAUUCAACCUCAAGUUCAUCUCCCCCUUCACACAGUUCAACAUCACGCGGGCUUCUAACGUGGAGAUCAAUGAGGGCGCCCGCCAACGCAUUGAGGAGCUAAACUUCCUGGACAUGCAGCUUUACGAGUAUGCAAAAGAUCUCUUCCAGCAGCGCUACCACCACACCAAGCAGCUAGAGCACCAGAGGGACCGCCAGAAGCGGCGGGAGGAGCGGAGGCUGCAACGGGAGCACAGGGACCACCAGUGGCCCAAAGAGGAUGGGGCUGCAGAGGGGACUGUCACCGAGGACUACAACAGCCAAGUGGUGAGAUGGUGACCCCCUGCCCUCUCCUCUCUCAGGAUGGGGAGGAUGAGCAGGCACAUUGACCUUCUGUUGAGUUACCUUGGAGAAGCUGGGCCAUGAGGACAUCUGGCUGUGUGUGCUUGAUUUGGACAUCUGCUUCCUUCUUUGUCUUCAUUUUUAUCCAGCUGGAGAUUAUCUGUCUUGUUCUUUUUUUCUUUUCUUGACAUUUUGCAAUUAGUGAUAUUAAGUAGGGUAGGAGUGCAUCCCAUAUAGACUGUUUUAGAAGGCCAAGGAGAGCCACACUGAAAAAGGAGACAGUUCCUGUGAUCUCCUUUGCAGGAGCAUAGAAUAGUUUGGGUACCAGGAACCCACCAGAGGCACACAUGAAAAGCCAAAUUAUGGCUUGGAUGUUCUGCUGAAACUGGUCUAUGUCAUACUGUCUCCCAUUAUGAGAAUAUCAGUCGGUAUAAAGAGAGAGAAAGAGAAAAACAUUUCAGCCCUUAGAUGAGGUCUUACACCAACCCCCACUUGGCUGUUAGCUGUCAUCUUUGAACUCUAUUUGAAUGUGACUUAAAUCACAAGUAACGUGUUUUGUUGUUGCAGUUGUUUUGAAACAAAAUUAUCAUAUUAUUGACCAUUGCUAGAGAGCCACAUCCUACAAAAUCCUGACACCACAACCUUAAGCCAUGCCUUUCCUUCCAUCUUUUAGGGACUGCGGAGUGGAUCCAGAAUAGAGGAGGUAGUAGCCCCUGAGAAAUCAACAUUGGUAGGAGCAUUUAAGAGAAAACUUGCUUAUUUGCUAAUGCCUAAAGGGAUCUCACUUUACCAACUGUACUUUCAAUUUGAGGAACAAAUGAUAAAUUAAGAGAAAAAAAUAUCAGGAAGAUCAAUAUACGCCUAACAUUUCUAAACUGGUCACAUAACCUUAGAUUUUAAAAGAAUAUUUCAGGGUUUAACCUUUUUGGAGAAGUUAUGUUUUUUAAUGGGGUACUACCAGUCUUAAAAUUUUGCCACCACAGAAAGAUGUUUUUAAAAGCUUGGCCCAAAGAACAGGAACUUAGCUAGCAUGUAUACAAAAUAUAUUUGAGGUUACUAAGUGAAUAAAAACUCUGAAUUAGGCCAGGAGACAUGAAACACCAUUCAUGGGAUGGUUAUCACAGGAGUUUAGACAGACUCUGCCUCCCAGCAUCUUGAAUAUCUGCAGCCUGAUCACUGUUUUCUUCCCACACAAUCUUUACCUGUUGUUAGACUGUGGCCACAGCCAGUAAAUCAGGCCAGAGUGUCUAAAACUGGACAAGAAAUGUGCUGCAGUGCCGAGUUCUUAUUUGCACCUUUUCCUAAUCCCAACUACAGUAACAAGAAGUUUAUAGAAUAAUAAGGGGAUAUGUAUGAAAGAAGGAAGAGAAAGCCUUUGUCUAGCAUUUAUUAGAAGGAUCAGAGUGAGUGGGAAGUUUUACAACGGAUUGAUCUGAUCAAUCCCGUCAAGGAGCUGAAGGCAAAAUGUGUGAAACCCCUAAAUCAGAUUGAAAAGCCUAUUUCAUUGAUAUCCAACAUGUUUGAUGUUUAAGCUAGCUUUCCCUAAGCCACUGGUCAGCCUCCAGAAUACUCUCUCUGGGGUUGUGAGUCAAUCAGCCCACAAGCAUUCAUGGAGUGCUUACGUGCACAGAGGGAAGCCCAGCAGCUCCACCAGACAGAGAGCUGGAGAUGCUUCUCCCACUGUGCGUGGCUUCAUCUGGGGUGCAAGGGAAGGCAUUAUCGGGUGGCUCCCUUGCUCCAGGAACUGAGGGAGACCCUUUUCAUACCUUAAAUAUAUUCUGCACGACGAAUGGAUAUUGUUAGUCUCCAUUUCAUAGAUGAGAAAAGUGAAGCCCACAGAAAAUAAGUAGCUCCUCCACGGGUUGUAAGCUAGGUCUAGCUGACUAAAAAGGUCAAGUUCUCUUUACUCCAUCACCAUAUCCAUAUGGAAUAAGGGCUUGUCCUACCUAAAGCUUCCUGCCAAUAAUGCAAGAAGCCAGCUGCAAUUUCCCAGAAGCAUUUGUCUCUAACCCAUGUGGGUAGCCCGACCAUGACAGCACCAUGCUAACAUUGACCCAAAGCCAUGCUGCCUUGGGUCAGUCCAGCCCCCUCCACAUCACUGAGGCAUCAAUGAGCUGACAGAUCACCGACUUUUUAGGCAGCUGUAUUUUUUAAGCCAUAUACAAGGGUGAGUUAAAAGGGGCCAAGUAAAUAUUGCUUGUUAGUUGGUAGAGAUUAGGCUCACAAAAUAUUUCUCCAUUUCCAAUGAUUUGUUCCUAAGGUAAGAAGGGAAGGAGGAUUGCAGCUGGGAUUAAUGAGCAGCUCUCUCUCUAGCUUCUCAUCUCAUUGUUAGGAUCUAAUUUUCUGCCUAGAAUAGCAGGACUGCGAAUUAUCCUUCUGCCUGCCUCUGUGACACACACACACACACACACACACACACACACACAAUCCAGUGUUUUGUCAUGUGGAAAAUCAAAACAAGUUAGAAAGCAUUCGGAUUGUUUCUUUUAAACUCACUUUAAAAUUUUGGCAAGGAAUUCAUGCAUAACUGAGACUUGGAGGCAGCCCCUGCUCACUUCACGCUGUUCCUUAGGCACCUCGGGAUUGGUAUCAAAGGCUUCCACUGCCUUCUGCUGAAGGCAUGAUGUAUGGGGCUCCACUUGAGACCAGGUAUCAGGAUGUUCAGAGGGAGCCUGCUCUUUAUGUUGGCCCCAGGCCAGUGCUGAGCAAAUUAAAAAGACCAACAUGGGCUUCCUCCCUCAUUUCAUUUCAUUCUAAAGCAGAAAACUUGUCAUACCCAUGGGGUCCUAUGCUGAUAGAAAUGGAGAGGUAGGGAUGCAGUUUAUUCUCCAAAAAUUGACUGCCCGCGUCUAUGCUGAGUGAUGCUCAGGGAAGUGAUGCCAGCAGAAUGCAUCUGGGCCUAAGGAUCCAUGGAAGUCAGGAGCAUUAAACCCCAAACCAAAUCAACUCCAGAUAUAUCAGUGUCAAAAGCCCAAGAAAAGA
Piliocolobus tephrosceles (Ugandan red Colobus) is the source of this 4422-nucleotide messenger RNA. RefSeq names its product heparan sulfate 6-O-sulfotransferase 3 (gene HS6ST3). Gene Ontology annotation, molecular function: heparan sulfate 6-sulfotransferase activity. The transcript is spliced from 2 exons. The record is from RefSeq and is a predicted model, not a curated record. Lineage: Eukaryota; Metazoa; Chordata; Mammalia; Primates; Cercopithecidae. The coding region runs from base 19 to 1437 and encodes 472 amino acids. Gene Ontology annotation, cellular component: membrane.